AUGUCGCUUUUCCACGCUAAUGCUGGCCAGGCGGAAAUUAUCCGCAGUGUGCAAAAGGACCAGGAACAUAUCGAGUACAUACGGACAGCGCUAAGCGAGGUUUUGUUAUUACUGAGCCAACGGCACUGGUUCAAGUACAAUUCACUGUGUAAGCUGAUAGCGGAAAUCCUUUAUCAUCACUAUGCCAUCCUCAACAAUCUGCAAACGCUCGGGGAAGAGUACACCGGGAUCAUACAGGUGGACGCCAACUAUGUAAUGUUACCGAACAAAGCACUUCAGCUGCUGGCUAUUUUGCUUGAGUACGUUGGCGAGCAUGUGGUGGACCGUGUGCUCACUUACCUGCAGACCGAAAUAGACCGCAGCGAGGAGUUGCUGGAAUCGGUUAAAAACGCACUACACAAGCUGAUCGAUACGCUCCGUGUGGUGGUACCGUACGUGCGUGGAUUUCAUACCAGCCUGUUUUACAUCAACGGUAGAAAGUACCACAUAUCGAAGCGGUUAACUGGCAUUAACUAUGUUCUUAUUCGAAAUUGGCUCAAAGAGGACCAUUCCGUUUACGGUUAUAGGGUAUUAGGGUACGUCACCCUGACCCAACUUGUGCUAGCCCUGGCCGCGCGUUACCGACAGUACCGGUCGGAACCAACCACGAAAUCCAUCCCGGCACGGGCCACCAGCGGCAAACGUUCGUCUAGUGCUUCGCUGCGAGCACGCAACUGUGCCCUUUGCAUGGAUACCACGCAAGAUAUUAGCGUCACGCAGUGUGGGCAUUUAUUUUGCUGGCAUUGUAUACUGAAUUGGCUUGACAAGCGACAAAUUUGUCCAAUUUGUCGCGAAACUGUGAAAAAAACGCGCGUUGUACGUUUACAAAACUUUUCGGCUGAAUUAGAAGUAUCGAGCUAG
Messenger RNA from Anopheles marshallii, 900 nucleotides. RefSeq names its product peroxisome biogenesis factor 10 (gene Pex10). Gene Ontology annotation, biological process: protein import into peroxisome matrix. Gene Ontology annotation, cellular component: peroxisomal membrane. Bases 1 to 900 code for a protein of 299 amino acids. Gene Ontology annotation, molecular function: zinc ion binding. Lineage: Eukaryota; Metazoa; Arthropoda; Insecta; Diptera; Culicidae. The transcript is spliced from 2 exons. The record is from RefSeq and is a predicted model, not a curated record.